AUGGAUACUCCAAAGCAAUACCUUCCACCACUGUUCAUAUUGAUCAUCUUCUUGACUACAACAUCAUCACAUGCCGGCCAUGAAAGCAACAUUCUGGUUACCAACGAUCCACCAUCAACAAAAUCUGUGUUUCCUACCGGGAAAAUAACUGUGGAAAUCACAAACGAUCUUGGUAAUCAGCUAACGUUAUUGUAUCACUGUAGAUCAAAAGACGAUGAUCUUGGCAACAGGACUUUGCAGCCAGGUGAGUCGUGGUCUUUUAGUUUUAAGCGUCAAUUCUUUGGAAGGACACUGUUUUAUUGUGAUUUUCGAUGGCCGAGGUUUCCAAAUAAAUUGUAUUGGUUUGAUAUAUAUAAAGACCAUCGAGAUAGUUCCGGUGAUAACUGGUGCGAGAAGUGUGUGUGGAAGAUAAGACAAACCGGACCUUGUAGGUUCAACGAUGAAACUAAGCACUUUGAUAUUUGUUAUUCUUGGAAUUCGUUUUUGUCUUGA
Camelina sativa (false flax) is the source of this 492-nucleotide messenger RNA. The record is from RefSeq and is a predicted model, not a curated record. Lineage: Eukaryota; Viridiplantae; Streptophyta; Magnoliopsida; Brassicales; Brassicaceae.